Fonsecaea erecta is the source of this 1338-nucleotide messenger RNA. RefSeq lists its product as hypothetical. The record is from RefSeq and is a predicted model, not a curated record. Lineage: Eukaryota; Fungi; Ascomycota; Eurotiomycetes; Chaetothyriales; Herpotrichiellaceae. Gene Ontology annotation, molecular function: acyl-CoA dehydrogenase activity; flavin adenine dinucleotide binding. The coding region runs from base 1 to 1338 and encodes 445 amino acids. The transcript has 2 exons.
AUGGCUCUCUCCGUCUCCCUGGCACCUUAUGCCGACCCGCCCUGGCUCUCGCGCGACGUGAGCCCCUACUACACUGCGAGCCACCGGCGGCUCCAGGCCGAAGCGCGCGAAUACGUCUCGACGCACAUCACGCCGUUCUGCGAGGACUGGGAGCGACAGGGCUCUGUACCCCAGGAUGUCAUCCUCAACCACGCGCGGCUGGGAUACAUGGCCGUCUCGAUAUACCCGCUGGCCGUGGCGCAGAUCAAGGCCCUGGGCCAAAGACUGCCGGGAGAUGUCGACCCGGAGGAGUGGGAUGGAUUCCACGAUCUGAUCGUGAUCGACGAGGUUGCCAGGUGUGGCUACCUGGGCGUGAUCUGGGCGUUGAGUUGCGGGAAUUCGAUCGGCGCUCCGCCUCUCAUAAAUUUCGGAAGCGAGGAGCAGAAGGCGAAAUUCUUGCCGGACGUAAUAACGGGCAAGUCGCGAUUUUGUCUGGGUGUCACCGAGCCAGAUGCUGGGUCUGACGUAGCGGGUAUCACAACGACAGCCGAGCGUCGUGGCGAUGUGUUUCUCGUGAACGGCGCGAAGAAAUGGAUUACAAACGCCAUAUUCGCCGACUACUGCACCGCCGCGGUCCGGACAGGUGGACCAGGCCGCGGGGGAGUAUCUGCCCUGAUAAUACCGCUCAAGUCUCCCGGUGUGAAGUGCAGCAAAAUCGAAAACUCGGGUGUCAAUGCCAGCGGCUCGACAUAUAUCGAGUUUGACGAUGUUCAGGUGCCGGUGUCGAAUCUCCUGGGAGCAGAAAACCGUGGGUUCGAUAUCAUAAUGUCGAAUUUCAACCACGAGAGACUCUGGCUGGCAUGUACAUCUCUUCGCAUGGCGCGCGUCUGCAUCGAAGACGCCUAUGCGCAUGCACUCAGAAGAGAAACUUUCGGGAAGCCUCUGAUUGCGAACCAAGUGAUCUCGGCCAAGUUUGCGGACUUUGCUCGUGAUGUUGAACCGGUAUAUGCGUACCUGGAGUCAAUCGUGUACUUGACGGAGCAUGAGCGAAAGCGAAAGGCUCGAAGUCGCCUGGGUGACCCGGCUGCAUCUCGGGGAGACCUUAACAUUGGAGGAAUGAUCGCCACUUUGAAAACCAGCGCUGGAAGGGUCCUAGAGCGCGUCAACCGGGACGCGCAGCAAAUCAUGGGCGGAGCGGGCUAUUCCAGGACUGGGAAGGGUGCCAGGAUCGAGCAGAUCAGUCGAGAUGUCCGGGUCAUGGUGGUGGGUGGAGGUAGCGACGAGAUAUUGAGCGACCUCGCUGUCAAGCUGGAGACAAAGGAACUGCAAAGGUUAGCUCGUCUAUCGAGCAAGUUGUGA